Messenger RNA from Eruca vesicaria subsp. sativa (arugula), 1429 nucleotides. The record is from the annotation of a GenBank genome assembly. NCBI's taxonomy places the organism in Eukaryota, Viridiplantae, Streptophyta, Magnoliopsida, Brassicales, Brassicaceae.
GUUCGUCGCCGCCACCUUCUCUCUCUCUCGCUCUCCAAAUUCGCACAUAUCCCUUUUAAGAACAAAACUGAGUUGUUCCCAACAAAGAAAGGAUGGUGGUGACUGAAGAAGACAAGAUAUUCGCCAAGAACUUCAACAUCAACGACCUCCCUGACGUCCCUGCUGGACUUCCUCCGCAUCUAAAAGUCAAGCAAAACCGUGUCGUCUCUAAAAAAGAUGCUCCCGUUGAUACUGCGAAUGCCAUUUACUCGGGUAGCCAUGUCUUUUCGGGAGUGGACAACAGUGUGAAGCUAGGAAACUUCUAUGAGGAUUUCAAAGUUGAUGUGAUUAGCUGCACAGAGACUGAUAUGGAGUUUGAUAUGAUCGGUAUCGAUGCUGCAUUCGCCAAUGCUUUCAGAAGGAUCCUUAUAUCUGAGGUUCCAUCAAUGGCUAUUGAAAAAGUGCUUAUAGCAAACAACACAUCGCUUAUUAUAGACGAAGUUCUUGCUCACAGGAUGGGUCUUAUUCCUAUUGCUGCAGAUCCAAGGCUCUUUGAAUAUUUAACCGAAAACGAUGUGCCAAAUGAGAAGAACACCAUUGUUUUCAAACUCCAUGUGGAAUGUCCCAAACGUCAAUCUCGUCUUCAAGUUUUAACGAAGGAUUUGGAAUGGUUACCAAAUGGAAGUGAGUUUCUCAAAGAAACAGGAGGUUCAACUUCAACUUCAACCACAAAGCCAAAAACUUACACUUCAUUCAGCUGUAGCCAAGAUUCUCUCCCUGAAUUUGCUGAUAACCCUAUUACACCGAGCUACCUCGAUAUCUUGAUAGCAAAACUCAGCCCUGGUCAGGAAAUUGAGCUUGAAGCUCAUGCGGUUAAGGGCAUUGGUAAAACACAUGCAAAAUGGUCUCCUGUAGGGACGGCUUGGUAUAGAAUGCUUCCUGAGGUGGUUUUACUAAAGGAAGUUGUGGAUGAGAAUGCUGAACGACUCGUAAAAGUCUGCCCAAUGAAUGUUUUUGACAUUGAAGACAUGGGCAAUGGUAGGAAAAGGGCUACAGUAGCACAGCCUCGCAAUUGUACCUUGUGUAAAGAGUGCAUAAGAGACAAUGAUUUGGCUGACCUGGUGGAAUUGCGCAGUGUCAAGAACCAUUUUAUAUUUAAAAUUGAGUCAACAGGAUCACUGCCUCCAGAUGUUCUCUUUACUGAAGCUGUCAAGAUAUUGGAAGAUAAAUGUGAACGUGUCAUCGCUGAUCUCUCCUAAUUGAGAUUGUCUUGGUUUAGCUAUCUAUCGGCCGGUUUAGUUCAAUUUUGUGGUUUGUAUCAAAUUUUAUCCUUAUUAUAUUAAUACGAAGAACCUUGAAAUUAAGUUUAUGUUUAAUUCGAAAUAUUCGAACCAAUUUGGAAAUAUUUUUUCGGUUAUUUAGGUUUGAAGUGCCGAUCAAUGAAAUUUAU